This is a messenger RNA of Papaver somniferum (opium poppy), 1779 nucleotides long. RefSeq names its product nuclear speckle splicing regulatory protein 1-like. The transcript is spliced from 7 exons. Gene Ontology annotation, cellular component: exon-exon junction complex. Gene Ontology annotation, molecular function: mRNA binding. Lineage: Eukaryota; Viridiplantae; Streptophyta; Magnoliopsida; Ranunculales; Papaveraceae. The record is from RefSeq and is a predicted model, not a curated record. Bases 1 to 1542 code for a protein of 513 amino acids. Gene Ontology annotation, biological process: mRNA processing.
AUGUCAAUUACGUCUUUGCGGAUUCCUUUUUCUAGAAAUGGAGUUUUAUCUAAUCAAAAUUGGGCGUCUUUAAACACGGAUCAUAUACUGUUUAUAGAUGCUGCUUUCAAGAAAGAAGACUUAUCAAUGGGAUUCGCGUUUACUUUAUUUUUAGUAGAUCAAGAGGAAUUUAUGCAUAUCGAAGCGGGUUCAGAUAAAGCAUUGACAACAGUUCAUACAGAAGCAAAAGCAAUGCUAAAAGCUACAUCUUGGUUAAGAGAUACUACCUCCGUUUUAGGAAAAGCCAUUCCUUGGAAAGCUGAAAAUACAAUUAAAGAAGUUGAAGAGAUCUUGGAAACGCUCCCACAAACUAAGGACGGGACCCGAGCUGACAUAAAAAUAAUUCUCGGAGGGGAUCCAGAUUCCAGACUCCAGAGAGCCCUGGUUCCGCAUUUGCGAAUUCCUCUUCAUAUCUUUUUGGAGAAAACGAAGAAACCAUCAAAAACUUUCAGACUGAAUGAUCCAACAAUCGACAGCGGAGAGAACAGAGAAGUAAAGAUUCCAAUGUCUGGACGAGAAGGUCGUGAAUCAGAUACCAAGCGUAGUUCCCAUCUCGAAAGAGAAUCAAGCUCCAAGAGAUCAAGGAGAGAUGGCAAGCCAGCAACAGAGAGAACGUCUUCUCAUAACUUGGAUGGUGAGGAAGGUUUAGAUCAGGAUAAAAAGAGUCACCGGGGAUUGAAGGAUGCUUUACCUCUUGAGACUGCACAUGUGCCUGAGUCGAAGAUUGAACCUGAUAACGUGAACAAAGAGUUGAGCAAGAGUGCUGAUGGAAAGGUUGGCGCCAAACAUUCCUCUGGGGCAACUGAGAUCCCUCGACCUGGAUCAUUUUUUGAGCACGAUGAACCUGGUAGUGCGGCACAAGGUGGCCGAAGGUUUAGUCGCAGAGAUAGUACUGAUCAUGGACAUGUCAGCAACCCGAAGGACAGGUCAAGUGAUAGGAAUGGAAGAGACAGGAGAACUGUGCACAAUUCGACACAAAGAGGUGACAGGGCCCAAGGUCGGAGAGAUGAUAAAGUUUGGCGUCACGACGGAUACGUAGAAUUGGAGUCAGAUAAACCAACCCCCGCAAGGAAAAGGCCAGCAUUCCAGGAGAAGAAGAUGGAACCAGAACCCAGCAAUGCUGUUGGUAGAACAGCAACUACAGAAUCUGCUAGGGCUGAUCGUCCUCCAUCUGGAAAUUCAAGAAAGGAUGAAAGAGGAGACCGCUCUUACCGUGAAUUGGACAGAUCUGAGAGACCAUUCACUUUAGACCUAGCUGUACCACAUAAUAGGACUGGGUUUCCUUCUAGAGAGCGAGAAAGGUAUGGUGGCAGCAGAGGUGGAUAUAGGGGACGAGAUGGGCUUAAUGAAAGGCAUGGGGAAAGGAAUGAGUAUCGUAGUCGGCCAACCAGUUUUAGAGCAGAGAAGUGGAAGCAUGAUCUGUACGAUGAGGCUAACAGAAGUCCAACUCGGAAGAACGAAGAGGAUCAGAUUGCGAAGGUUGAAGCUCUCCUGGCUUUGUAACAAAUUUUCAGUUCAUUCUCUUCCAUGUUAUCUGUAAGUUUUUUCUUUUAGCUUUUUGAUAAUCUAGUGGGCGAUGUGAUUAAGAAGUUGAUAUAUUUUGGUUUCUGCACUGGUGAUGAACCAAAAUAUCCCCACUGAAUUAUUCCAGUUUUUUGAACUGAUAUAUUUCCAUCAUCCAUUUACUUUAGCGGCAAAAGUAACAACUCUCUUCCAUCAAAUGUGUACUCUGAUUAAUUC